Messenger RNA from Physella acuta, 919 nucleotides. RefSeq names its product charged multivesicular body protein 6-B. The record is from RefSeq and is a predicted model, not a curated record. NCBI's taxonomy places the organism in Eukaryota, Metazoa, Mollusca, Gastropoda, Physidae. Gene Ontology annotation, cellular component: ESCRT III complex; multivesicular body. Gene Ontology annotation, biological process: vesicle budding from membrane; late endosome to vacuole transport via multivesicular body sorting pathway.
CUUUUUAGAACGAUUCAGUUUAGAAUUAGAUCUAGAUCUACUCUAGCUAGAUCUAUAUUUUAUUUCUUUUAAGUAUGGGUAGCCUUUUUGCUAAGAAAAAGCCUCCUAGUCGAGUUACAGAACAAGAUAAAGCUGUUCUUCAACUGAAGCAACAAAGAGACAAAUUGAAACAGUACCAGAAAAAAAUAACAGCACAGUUAGAAAGGGAUAAAGAGGUUGCAAGGGCAUUGCUUAAAGAUGGCAAGAAAGAUAAAGCAAAGCUCAUGUUAAGAAAAAAGAAAUUUCAAGAGAGUCUACUAUCCAAAACAGAUGGGCAGCUUGAAAAUAUUGAGAGAUUGGUUCAUGAUUUAGAAUUUGCCCAAGUAGAACAAGAGGUUAUCAAAGGUUUACAAGUUGGAAAUGCUUCUCUGAAAAAAAUGCAUGAGAUUCUCUCCCUUGAAGACGUUGAAAAGAUUUUGGAAGAAACUCAAGAUGGCAUUGAGAAGCAAAGGGAAAUUGAUGAAUUGCUAUCAGGUGGUUUAACAGCAGAAGAUGAGAGUGAUGUGCUAGCCGAGCUUGACCAAAUAAUGAAGAUGGGUGAGUUGGAUGAAGAAAUCAAUUUACCAGAUGUGCCUAAAGAAAGAAUAGGAGAGCCGAACAGAGCAAAAGAUUCACAGAGAGAGAAAAAAAUAGCUGUUCCCGCAUCUUGAUUAGUCAUGGCUGUUAUGAAAACUUAGAAGCUAUUUAAUAUUUUUAUUAAACUGUAAAUAUUUGUAAACUGUUGACUGUUAAUUUUUUUUACCAUUUUGUCUGCUUAAAUUAAGAAAUGUUUAUGUAUAUUUAUAAUCAGUAUGAGUGAGUGAAAGUAAUAUCUGUUAGGAAUUUAAAUAAUUUAAAGUAUUAUUAAAAGAAUGCUAGUGGUAAAUAAAAGUCUGCAUAA